GAAAAAUGAUUGAUGCUGCUCCUUGGUCGCCCAUCCGAACCCCCAGGAAUGCUUUUCUCUCUGCAGUCACAUUUUCACUGCCGUUUACAAGAUUUUGACACAUUCCUCUUCGGUUGAACCGCCUACGGCCACCAUGGCUGACUCUGCCUCGAGCCAGCCCGGCCAAUCCAGCAACGGCCACCACAGCUUUGAACGCGCGGGGAGCGUGUCGCAAGCAUCAGAGACCUCGCAGACAGCGCAAGAAUUUAUAUCCUCGCAGCUGCAGCUAGAAGCAGAGGCAAGAGAAGUUCUGCCAUAUCAAUUCGACACGUGCACUCGUCCCCUAGGUCCUCUUCGCCAACUACUUUUCUCCUGUUUAACAUGCAACCCGCCGCCUUCAGACCCAACGGCACCUUAUACUCCUGCUGGAGUCUGCUAUUCCUGUUCCAUAUCCUGCCACGGCGAGCACACGCUCGUCGAGCUCUUCAACAAGCGUAAUUUUGUUUGCGACUGCGGGACCACACGCAUCACCUCGUCUGCGCCCUGCACACUCCGUCUCAAUUCGCAAGGCCAGAAAGGUAACGUAACCGGGGAAACUCCGGCGGAAGGGAACGAAUAUAAUCAAAACUUCGCAAAUAGGUUCUGUGGAUGCGGGGAAAUUUAUGAUGCACAUAGUGAGAAGGGAACUAUGUUUCAGUGCUUGGGGUUGGGCAAAUUGGCGGACGGAGGCUGCGGAGAGGAUUGGUGGCACCCGGAAUGUCUGGUCGGGUUGCCGAGGGGCUGGUGGAGAAAGAAUGGGAAGGAAGGCAAUGGCGCUGAGAGACAGGGCAAGGAGCCUGAGAGUGGAGAUGUUGGUUCCCAGGCCGUGGAAGAUGAAGAGGGGGACCCGCCAUAUCCACCAGGAUUCCCGCCUGAGGAUGACUUCGACGGCCUUUUAUGCUACAAAUGCGUAAAUGCGUUUCCCUGGAUUAAGCGAUACGCAGGAACAGAGGGAUUUCUUCCACCGGUGCACUAUAAUCCGCCAACGGGUGAGCAGCCUGUCACUGAAGCCAACACUAAUGGAGAAUCCAAAAAGCGGAAAGCAGAUGACGAAGGCGAGCAGGGCGAUGAUGAGUCCAGUGCAAAACGCGUGCGUAGCUCUUCACAGCCACCUGCAGAGUCUCUGAAACAGACAGACGAGGAAUCAACAGCAGCCAAAGAAGAAGAAAAGCCAGAGGCCAGCGCUGCUUCAUCGCCGACAUGUCGCUACGAAACGCUUCCAACAGCUCUGAUAGGAACAAUCUCACUUUGUCUUCAUCCCAACUUCCGAGAGUCUUUCUGCCGCUGCCCAACUCAUUUCCCCCUGCUAGCUCACCAUCCCCAACUUCUCGAGGAGGAGGAAACCUACGAACCCCCCAUCUCAGAAUCAUCUGAAGGCAUGGCCCAAUCCGCUGGUUCAAAGUCUCUACUCGACCGCGGCGAAGCAGCCCUUUCCAACAUUGAUCGCGUUCGAGCGAUUGAAGGUGUCAUGGUAUAUAAUCACCUGAGAGACAAGGUAAAGGAUUUCCUCAAGCCGUUCGCAGAGAGCGGCAAGGUUGUCGGGGCGGAAGACAUCAAAGCUUAUUUUGAGACACUGCGCGGCGAUGCUGAGGCUAUGAGAGAGAUGCGAGCAAAGCAAAGAGACCUAGGAGGAGGGGACGGAGAGAAUGAUUCGAGGAGAGAACAGGGCGGCUACUAGGUUUUCGUGGCUGAGAGCUUGUGAAAUGGUACCACUUGCGGACGCGAAGCUUUCUUCUCAGGGUGUAUAAGCUACUUUUCCCAAUCACGAUCUUCAAUUCUAUUUGUGCCCACGGGGGACACCCGGCGUCCUUCACGUAAAUCGGCCAGCAAAUGAAUGAAUUACGACGAACUUUCAAAUACAUGUUUUAUUACGAGAGCAUGAACAGUCACACAUGUAUGUACCAUCGCCGGCUAGGCAAUUUAUC
Messenger RNA from Verruconis gallopava, 1943 nucleotides. RefSeq lists its product as uncharacterized. The transcript has 3 exons. Gene Ontology annotation, molecular function: zinc ion binding; ubiquitin protein ligase activity. The record is from RefSeq and is a predicted model, not a curated record. NCBI's taxonomy places the organism in Eukaryota, Fungi, Ascomycota, Dothideomycetes, Venturiales, Sympoventuriaceae. Bases 134 to 1696 code for a protein of 520 amino acids. Gene Ontology annotation, cellular component: cytoplasm.